AUGCCGAUCCUUUUGGCGGCCGAGGCCGAAGCGGAGCAGCAGCGCUGGGCGGGUGCUGAGCUGCUGGUGUGUGCCGUGAUCCAGCUGCUACUAGUGAACGUAGCCUACCGCAUCGAUCGUAUGCGCGAGGCUCCGCUGUUGUCCACGUCUUCGUGGGCAAUUUUCUUUGGUCUGUUGAGCGGUGCAUUGCUCGCGCUUGUUUCGGAAGUGCGCGUGCAAGGCGCGGGGCUAGAUCCGCAGAUUCUGUUCCUUGGACUGCUUCCCCCGAUCAUCCUGGAGGCAGGCUUCAAUACUCAACGCAAAGGCUUUUUCAGCAACUUUUUUGCCAUCUUGUUGUUGGCAAUUGCUGGCACUUUAGUGGCUACUUUCGCCACGGGAGGAAUCCUCAUCUGGCUAGGCAACAUGGGGGUGAUCACUCAUCUCACCUCCGCCGAGGCAUUUCUCUACGGAUCGCUGAUCUCUGCUAUCGACCCGGUGGCGACGCUGCUUGUGUUCAAGAAGUGCAAAGCUCCCUCUCUGCUGUUCAAUUUGGUGUUCGGAGAGAGUGUACUAAACGACGCAGUGGCUAUCGUCAUCUUUACGCUCUUCCAGCGGUUCGUGGAGAGCGGUAACACCGACGUCAAUGCCCAAGUAGCCAUGUUCAUGGUGUUCAGACUGCUGAGUAUCGGUGUGGGCUCUGUGGCUUUGUCUGGAGCCAUCUGCUACUCGUCUGCUUACUUUUUACGUCACUCAGACCCUGCACUGCGUCAGCACCCCAUCUACGAGAUGUCCAUCAUUCUGCUCAGUUGCUACGCGAGUUACUUGGCGGCCGAUUUGUUCGAGCUCAGCGGACUGCUUGCGGUGUUCUUCAGUGGCGUGUUCAUCCGACACUACCACAUGUACAACAUCUCCAAGGCCAGUGCGUUCGCGUUCAAGCAAUUACUGUCCACAAUGGCGUUUCUGGCCGAGAACUUCAUCUACCUGUAUCUUGGACUCAGCGUGUUCGCGUAUCGAGACUCCUUCGUCUGGGACUGGAAGUUUAUCUUUGCCAAUUUCGGGGCGUGUUUGCUGGCUCGAGCGCUCAACACCUUUCCACUGUGCUCUCUCGCAAACCUUGGGCGCUCAGAGCAGCAAAAAAUCCCCUUCACGUACCAAAUUGUCAUCUGGUUCUCUGGUCUGCGUGGUGCUAUUGCUUUCGCAUUGGUGCUGAAUGUAUCGACGGGUAACCCCAUCCACGCGGCGAUUCUCAAGAGCUCCACACUGUUCCUGGUGUUGUUCACGACUGUGUUCUUCGGUGCGGCGACAGGUCCUCUACUGCGUGUGCUUGGACUGGCGGGAGACCCUCAGCCUGAGCGAGAUAUCGUUAACUGCGAAGACAGUUACACGGGUAAAGCUGACGAGCAACAACCGCUACUACGACAGUCUCUGUCUCCUCUUGGGUCCCGCAGCGUGCACGGUCGUUGGGUGGAUCUGGACGAAAAGUACCUUAAGCCGAUCUUUGGUGGCAACCCACGUCUCCAGAGCGACACCAAUCUGGCCAGAUAUGUAGAGAUUGAAACGGAGACUCAGAUUCCUAGUGCAUGA
This is a messenger RNA of Phytophthora infestans T30-4, 1563 nucleotides long. Its product is annotated as Monovalent Cation:Proton Antiporter-1 (CPA1) Family. The transcript is spliced from 2 exons. The record is from RefSeq and is a predicted model, not a curated record. Gene Ontology annotation, molecular function: sodium:proton antiporter activity. The coding region runs from base 1 to 1563 and encodes 520 amino acids. Gene Ontology annotation, cellular component: membrane. NCBI's taxonomy places the organism in Eukaryota, Oomycota, Peronosporomycetes, Peronosporales, Peronosporaceae. Gene Ontology annotation, biological process: sodium ion transport; proton transmembrane transport; regulation of pH.